This is a messenger RNA of Hydra vulgaris (swiftwater hydra), 1257 nucleotides long. Its product is annotated as replication factor C subunit 2. NCBI's taxonomy places the organism in Eukaryota, Metazoa, Cnidaria, Hydrozoa, Anthoathecata, Hydridae. The record is from RefSeq and is a predicted model, not a curated record. Gene Ontology annotation, biological process: DNA repair; DNA-templated DNA replication. Gene Ontology annotation, cellular component: DNA replication factor C complex; nucleus. Gene Ontology annotation, molecular function: ATP hydrolysis activity; ATP binding; DNA clamp loader activity.
CCUAUUUAGACAGAUUUUUUUUAUGAUAGGCGAAUGUCGGAUUUUUAAAUUUUUUUUGCGCGAAACAUUAAAUAUGGAUGUUGACCAAAAAAUGGAUGUUGACGAAUUCGAAAAAUCUUCACAUAUCCCGACCUUAAAAAAAAAUGACCCAGCAGAUAAAAAAUCUUAUGAGCUUCCAUGGGUAGAAAAGUAUCGUCCAUUGAAACUCACAGAUAUUACAGGAAAUGAAGAAACAAUUAAAAGACUGCAGGUGUUCAGUGAGCAAGGAAAUGUUCCAAAUAUUAUAAUAGCAGGCCCACCAGGUAUUGGCAAGACUACUAGUAUCUUGUGUUUAGCAAGACAAUUGUUAUCUACUUCUUAUAAAGAUGCAGUCAUGGAACUUAAUGCUUCUAAUGAAAGGGGUAUUGAUGUAGUUCGAAAUAAAAUUAAGAUGUUUGCACAGCAAAAAGUUACAUUACCACCAGGUCGACACAAAAUUAUUAUUCUUGAUGAAGCUGACAGCAUGACUUCUGGAGCACAACAAGCUUUACGACGAACAAUGGAACUUUAUUCAAAAACAACUCGUUUUGCAUUAGCAUGUAAUCAGUCUGACAAAAUAAUUGAGGCUAUUCAAUCACGCUGUGCUGUGUUACGCUACACUAAACUUACUGAUGCUCAAUUGUUAGAAAGACUUCUUGAUAUUUGUGAAAAAGAAAAGGUAAUAAAGACAGAUGAAGGAUUAGAAGCUAUUGUUUUCACUGCUCAAGGAGAUAUGAGACAAGCAAUUAACAAUCUCCAAUCGACGCAUACUGGGUUUGGAUUUAUAAAUCCAGAAAAUGUUUUUAAGGUGUGUGAUGAACCACAUCCAAUUCUCAUCAAAGAAAUGUUAAAUCACUGUAUAUUGUCAAAUAUUGAUGAAGCUUAUAAAGUCAUGGCUCACUUAUGGAGAUUAGGUUAUUCUGCUGUUGAUAUAAUUACUGUUAUUUUUCGAGUUUGUAAAAAUCAUGAUAUGGCAGAGUUUUUAAAACUUGAGUAUAUUAAAUUUUUCAUAGAGGAAGUUAUUAGGUUCUAAACAAAAAUCUUUAAUAAGUUUUGAUUUGUCUCUUUUGUUUGAAAUCGGUUAUACACACAUGAGAAUAGCAGAAGGUGUCAACUCACUUUUACAAAUGUCUGGUAUGCUAUCAAGACUUUGUCAAAAAUCCAUGAAGAAAUAAUAAAAUAAUUGUGAUAUAAAAUUUUUAUAUUGUUGCAGCAAAAAAAAUGAAAAAUUUUAAUAAA